CUUUUUGCUCAGCCGCGGGAACUCAGGGUUCAGAAGCUCCCUGAGCGCCUGCGCGGGGGGCCCGCGGAGGCGCCUGCGAGCGGCGGGGACACCAUGACGCAUGCGUAAUACAGCUUGACAAAGCGCGGAGGAAAAAUCCGCGAGACGGCGCCUGGAGAAGAUGGCGGUGUGGAGGGAGAGUUUGCAAUCUUUCUGACUAGGCUAGUGGAGGAACUAUUCGGGUCAUGGCGUCGAACUCAACUAAGUCUUUCCUGGCAGAUGCCGGGUAUGGUGAACAGGAACUGGAUGCCAACUCUGCUCUCAUGGAAUUGGACAAAGGUCUAAGAUCUGGCAAACUUGGUGAACAGUGUGAAGCAGUGGUUCGCUUUCCCAGGCUUUUCCAGAAGUAUCCAUUCCCUAUUCUCAUCAAUUCUGCAUUCCUAAAGUUAGCUGAUGUUUUCAGAGUUGGAAACAAUUUCCUAAGACUGUGUGUGCUUAAAGUUACCCAACAAAGUGAGAAGCAUUUGGAGAAGAUUUUAAAUGUGGAUGAAUUUGUGAAGAGGAUUUUUUCUGUGAUUCACAGUAAUGAUCCUGUGGCAAGAGCUAUCACACUCCGGAUGUUGGGAAGUCUGGCAUCUAUAAUUCCUGAGAGGAAGAAUGCUCAUCAUAGUAUUCGUCAAAGUUUGGAUUCACAUGAUAAUGUCGAAGUGGAAGCUGCUGUGUUUGCUGCUGCGAACUUCUCUGCACAGUCAAAGGAUUUUGCUGUUGGAAUCUGUAACAAAAUCAGUGAAAUGAUUCAAGGUUUAGCUACACCAGUAGACUUGAAGUUGAAGUUGAUCCCCAUCCUACAGCACAUGCACCAUGAUGCUAUCUUGGCUUCCAGUGCGCGUCAGCUUUUACAACAACUAGUCACUUCCUAUCCUUCCACCAAAAUGGUGAUUGUUUCUUUGCACACUUUUACUCUGCUUGCAGCUUCAUCUUUGGUUGAUACACCUAAGCAGAUUCAGCUUUUGCUGCAAUAUUUGAAAAAUGAUCCCAGGAAAGCAGUAAAGAGACUUGCUAUUCAAGAUUUGAAAUUACUUGCCAAUAAAACACCACAUACUUGGAGCAAGGACAAUAUUCAGGCCCUCUGUGAAUGUGCUCUCCAAACUCCUUAUGACAGCUUAAAACUAGGGAUGCUGUCUGUCCUUUCCACACUAUCAGGGACCAUUGCCAUCAAACAUUACUUCAGCACAGCUCCAGGAAAUGUAGGUUCUUCCCCCAGAUCUUCUGAUUUAGUCAAAUUAGCCCAAGAGUGCUGUUACCAUAAUAACAGAGGCAUUGCAGUGCAUGGAGUUAGAGUCCUAACUAACAUAACCGUCUCUUGUCACGAAAAAGAUCUUUUGGCACUGGAGCAAGAUGCUGUCUUUGGCCUAGAAUCUCUUCUGGUACUUUGUAGUCAAGAUGGUAGCCCAGGUGCUCAAGCCACUUUAAAGAUUGCUUUAAAUUGUAUGGUGAACUUGGCCAAGGGCCGGCCCCAUCUUAGCCAGUCAGUUGUGGAAACUUUGCUGACUCAGUUACACAGUGCUCAGGAUGCCCAUCGGAUCCUGAUGUGCCAUUGCCUGGCAGCCAUUGCCAUGCAGCUGCCAGUGUUGGGUGAUGGAAUGCUUGGUGACCUCAUGGAACUCUACAAGGUCAUUGGGCGAUCAGCCACAGACAAACAACAGGAACUUCUGGUGAGUUUGGCCACUGUGAUUUUUGUAGCUAGCCAGAAAGCAUUAUCUGCUGAAGUAAAGGCAGUAAUUAAGCAGCAGCUUGAAAGUGUCUCCAAUGGAUGGACUGUGUACCGAAUUGCCAGACAGGCUUCCAGAAUGGGUAAUCAUGACAUGGCCCGAGAGCUUUAUCAGAGUCUGCUGACUCAGGUGGCCUCAGAACACUUCUACUUCUGGCUGAACAGUUUGAAGGAGUUCUCACAUGCAGAGCAGUGUCUCGCUGGAUUGCAGGAAGAGAAUUACAGUUCAGCACUUUCUUGCAUCGCUGACUCUUUAAAAUUCUACCAUAAAGGGAUUGCUUCCUUAACCGCUGCCAGUACACCACUGAAUCCUUUAAGUUUUCAGUGCGAAUUUGUAAAACUCAGGAUUGAUCUUCUCCAAGCCUUCUCUCAACUUAUCUGUACUUGUAAUAGUCUCAAGACAAGCCCUCCACCUGCAAUUGCCACAACAAUUGCCAUGACCUUAGGAAAUGACCUUCAGAGAUGUGGUCGAAUCUCCAAUCAGAUGAAGCAAUCCAUGGAAGAAUUCCGAAGCCUUGCUUCAAGAUAUGGGGAUCUUUAUCAGGCAUCUUUUGAUGCUGAUUCAGCAACUCUGAGGAAUGUAGAAUUACAGCAGCAGAGCUGUUUGCUGAUAUCUCAUGCAAUAGAAGCCCUAAUUUUGGAUCCAGAAUCGGCAAGUUUCCAGGAAUAUGGAUCUACCGGAGCAGCCCAUGCUGAUAGUGAAUAUGAGAGAAGAAUGAUGUCUGUAUAUAAUCAUGUCUUGGAGGAGCAUACAGCAUGCCUCUGCAAUGCCAUCAUUGCCUUGCUGAAAGUACCCCUUUCAUUUCAGAGAUAUUUUUUCCAGAAACUGCAGUCUACCAGCAUCAAGCUUGCACUGUCUCCAUCCCCUCGGAAUCCUGCAGAACCCAUUGCUGUACAGAAUAACCAGCAGCUGGCGUUAAAGGUAGAGGGUGUGGUUCAGCACGGGUCUAAACCAGGACUCUUCCGCAAAAUUCAGUCCGUCUGCCUGAAUGUUUCUUCUACACUACAGAGUAAAUCAGGACAAGACUACAAGAUACCCAUUGACAAUAUGACCAAUGAGAUGGAGCAGAAAGUUGAGCCUCAUAAUGAUUACUUCAGUACCCAGUUCCUGUUGAACUUUGCUAUCCUUGGAACACAUAACAUCACAGUGGAAUCCUCAGUGAAAGACGCCAAUGGCAUCGUAUGGAAGACUGGCCCCAGAACUACCAUAUUUGUCAAAUCUCUGGAAGAUCCUUACUCCCAGCAGAUUCGCCUACAACAGCAGCAAGCCCAGCAACCCUUACAGCAGCAGCAGCGCAAUGCCUACACACGGUUUUAACCAUGUCAUGCGCACACUGCAGACUUCCAAGGGAUUGACCAAACUGACUGAAAAGGUUUGCUUUUUCAUAUUAAGUAUGAAAAUUAUCAUGUGAAGUCCACUUACUCAUUGAUUUCUGCAGUGUAACAUUCUGGGGGGGAAAUUCUCCUUUAAUUUUUUUUAUUUUUUAUUUUGUCGGUCAUGGGGCUUGAACUCUGGGCUUGG
Molecule: messenger RNA, 3272 nt
Organism: Dipodomys ordii (Ord's kangaroo rat)
Lineage: Eukaryota; Metazoa; Chordata; Mammalia; Rodentia; Heteromyidae
Gene: Ints7
Product: integrator complex subunit 7
Exons: 20
Coding region: 225-3068 (947 amino acids)
Biological process (GO): snRNA 3'-end processing
Cellular component (GO): integrator complex
Source: RefSeq, a predicted model, not a curated record